Messenger RNA from Haliotis rufescens (red abalone), 433 nucleotides. RefSeq lists its product as uncharacterized. NCBI's taxonomy places the organism in Eukaryota, Metazoa, Mollusca, Gastropoda, Lepetellida, Haliotidae. The record is from RefSeq and is a predicted model, not a curated record. The transcript has 3 exons. Bases 16 to 432 code for a protein of 138 amino acids.
ACCCUCGAGUACGAGAUGACAGCGGACGGCUGUAUGGUAGAUAGAGUUCCGAGAGAGGAGGAUGAAACCUUCACCGUCACAGGAUCCGGCCCCUGCAUCACCUACAAGUGCCAAAAAAGAAAGGUCCGCCUGGUGACAGGAUCCUCAUCAUGCCAAGAUGGCGACACCUGCAACUCUGGAGAGUUCACUUCCGGCUGUAACACGUACACCUGUGCUGUAGCCGGUCAGACGAAGAGGAAUGAUCAACAGGUUAUCGUCACACAGACUGUCGCACUUGUUGGAACAGAGCAAUGCUACGUGCGUGGAGGCUGCUACUCUCUCGACACUGAAAUACCGACGUCUGCAGGGACGUGUGUGUGUGCCAGCUCCACCGACAUCACAUGUGAACCCAACUUGCUGGUCGACCCUUCGGUUUAUGGCCAACUAGGUUAAC